AUCUGGCAACACAUUGUAGUGGUGUCAAUAAAUGUCAGAACGUCUUUUUUCUUCAACAAAAUCCAAUUCGUAAAUCCAUCGCUUCCAACAGCACAAAAUAUUAGUCUGUUUAAAUGUUUUUGAAUGAGAAGGAACUGUGUAAAUUAAAAUGGGUGAUGCUAGUGAAUGUGUUAUUAAUUGGACCAACGAACAAGUUGCCCAAUGGGCUAAAAGUGAACACCUAAGCAAAACGAUUGAGGAGCUAAUAAUUGGUGAAGACAUAGAUGGAAAAUGCAUUCUUUGUUUAGAAGAACGAGAUAUUCAUACGUUUCGCGAAAAAUAUUCGUAUAAUUUAAAAUUCGGUGACAUCAAACGGUUUUGGAUUGCUAUCAGAUUACUGCAACGGGAUCAUCAAAAUCUAGCAAAUUUAUUCGGUUUACACGAUUCAGGUCAUACGCCACACCAAUUGCAUGAUAUAGUACACCUGAAUGACAUUGAUUCUAACAAUCGAAUAUCACCCCCAUUGUCAAUUGAUGGACGAGCAACCACAAUUCAACCGGAACUAUUCAAAACCUUUAUUAGCUUAGCUUAUGCGUUCCUUGUAACAUGGAUAACCGCUAUAGUCAUGGUUAUCGUGCACGAGCGAGUUCCAGAUAUGAAACGGUAUCCUCCGCUACCCGAUAUAUUUUUAGAUAACGUGCCACACAUACCGUGGGCAUUUUGCAUGUGUGAACUGACUGGAACACUUUUAUUUAUAAUUUGGGGUAGCUUGCUUGUGGUGCAUAAACAUAGAAUGGUUUUAUUGCGACGGUUUUUCGCAUUGGCUGGAACCGUAUUUUUGCUGCGAUGCGUUACAAUGUUGAUUACGUCGCUCAGUGUUCCGGGAACCCAUUUGCAAUGUAAUCCAAACGAUCAUCAAAUUGAUGAUACAAACCUGACACCGAUGGAGUCGGUUCUGCUACGCAUAUCAAGGGCGUACACGAUUUGGAGUGGUUUGGGAAUGUCGAUUAGGGGUGUUAGAACUUGUGGUGAUUAUAUGUUCUCUGGACAUACUGUAGCUUUAACAACUUUGAAUUUCUUUAUAACUGAAUAUACUCCACGUCAUUUGUACUUUUUACACACUAUGACAUGGCUGCUGAAUAUGUUUGGCAUUUUCUUUAUUUUAGCAGCUCAUGAGCACUAUAGUAUAGACGUGUUCGUAGCCUUCUACAUAACAUCAAGACUGUUUCUCUAUUAUCACACGUUAGCCAACAAUCAGGCUCUAAUGUCACGUGACUCGAAUCGAACACGUAUAUGGUUUCCAAUGUUCAGUUACUUUGAAAGUUCUGUGGAUGGAAUCAUUCCAAACGAAUACGAUUCCAUCGAAAAUGUCCUAAUGAACAUAUUCUCGUGUAUCUCGUACGUAAAAGAUUGCUGUAUGCUGACUGCACGUCGAUUCUGGAUAGCACACAAUCAACUAACACCGCUGCCGGCAAAAGUUAUCCGCCCGAACACUGCACUGAACAAUUUGCAUUUAAACAGUUCGUCCGGCAAUAAUGGGACGGGCAAUGGUAAUUUAUCGACAACUAACAAUGAUACAAGUACGGACAAAUUAGGGUCCGAUGAUAUUAAGAAACUAUUGAACAAAAAUAUUUAGAGAAAAUAUUUUUUAAACAAAAUUCGAAAUACUAACUGAUAUAGUAUUCCACAUACUUCCGGGGAUUAGUUUAGGGAUCGUUAUACUUUGGAUGUGUACAGAAAAGUAUUUGUUAUCGUGACCAUUUAUGAUUCAAAUUUUAUGUAUUUUCAUUUGUUGAUUAUUUUUGUUUUGUUUUUCAAAUUGAAAUUUGCCUUAGGUUACGUCUCUGUUUCCGACAAUUAUUGACGCUAAUUUGUCUUCCCGCAAGGUUUGUCGUCGAUUUGAUUUAACCUUUUACGAACGGCUGGCGUAUCGGCUCUUAAAAUUUCAUUUGAUCAAAAUAGCACCUUCGAUCAAACUCUUUCACUUUUGUAUAGUUUUCACAUACACUUUGUGAUAUACAUCAAAAUGUUAACCAGGGCUGAUGGUUCUUAGUUGUAAGAUCACCAGCCGUUUCUAAAAGGUUAUAGCUUCAACGUAUAAGAACUCAAUAUGUGAUGGUUGAAAUGCUUUAUCUUAGUUUAAAACAAUUUUUAACCGGUGACCGUGCACUCGCCUACAUAAAUUUAUCAUUCCGAUGCAUAGAGUUAUACUAUAGAGUGGUGGAAUGGUGGUAUGGAAUGUUUUCGCGAAUUUUCACGAUUUGAACCUCAAAAAUCACGAGAAAGCGAUUACAGGAUCUGCCACCCAUUGUCUUUAAAAAUGACAGCGCCAAAAUGACCAUCGCUUGAGUUGUCUAUGUUCCGAUGUAUUGCGGAUGUUCUGCCCUGUGAUAAUAACAUUGAGUAACCCUAGAGCUAAGCUCGAGCAAUUUGUUCAGCUCAAGCUUCUUUCAGACUUAUUUCCAGUAAUUCACGCCGUAUGUGCGCUUUAUUUGAAUUUGACCGAAAAAUGAACGAAAAAAAUAAAUUUUAACGCUUCCUUACACACAGCGACGUACGUGUCGAGUUUCUUUUGUUCUAAAUGACAUCUUUGAAAUAUAACAAAAUAAAAGAAAUUCGAUACGUACGUUGCUGUGUGAAGCUAAGGUAAUAUGAGAAUGUGACGAUUUAACGCUGCGUUAAAAAGGCCUUUUCACGUUCCUUUUUGAAUUGUCAGUGAAUUGUACGGCGUGAAUAGAUGAACCUUUUUUGAUUUGUAGGUUCAGAUCUGUUUGAUGGUGGGUCUGAAAUCGCUAGAUGAUUUUUAACUGUACUGCAGUGGUCGAGUGUUAAACAAUAAGGAACACCGUUCCAUUUUCUAUAACGACAUUCGGUGAUUCUAUACACCCGUAAAUUUUGAAAUACCCUAAAAAAAACCUUAAAAUAUGACGAGGGUGCAGUUGUUUUUAAUCUAGUGGGACAGAAUUAAAAUCUGUACUCAGCUGUGUAAUGCCACCGUUAUUCUUUUGAUAUAAUUGCUACUUCAAUGUUAUUUAGUAUUUUAAAUUUGUUAACCGACUAACUUCAAUCGCUUCUAUUGUCAAUUACAUCAAGAUUUACAUU
This is a messenger RNA of Bradysia coprophila, 3081 nucleotides long. Its product is annotated as ceramide phosphoethanolamine synthase-like. The record is from RefSeq and is a predicted model, not a curated record. NCBI's taxonomy places the organism in Eukaryota, Metazoa, Arthropoda, Insecta, Diptera, Sciaridae. Gene Ontology annotation, biological process: ceramide biosynthetic process. Gene Ontology annotation, cellular component: endoplasmic reticulum membrane; plasma membrane; Golgi membrane. Gene Ontology annotation, molecular function: ceramide cholinephosphotransferase activity; sphingomyelin synthase activity.